GACAGGAUUCUGGGAAGGUUGUGAUCUGGAAUAUGUCUCCAGUCCUCCAGGAGGAUGACGAGAAGGAUGAAAAUAUUCCCAAGAUGCUCUGCCAGAUGGACAAUCACUUAGGUAUUACAGAGUGGCCCUUUGCAGGCUUUGCGUGUUGGCAGAGUGCCCAAGGUUAGCACAUGUGUUUGUAAUUAGAAAGAUAAGGCCCCGUGCGGCGGUAACUGCCCUCGGCCUGCUGUCUGAAGGCACAGAUGUUGGCUGCACACCUGGGUGAGUUACUCGGCAGAAGAUUCGGCCCGCCCACAGAACCGUCUUUGGACAGUCCGCAGCAUGUGUGAACUGUGUGCGGUGGUCAAACAGUGGGAUGUAUUUAGCUUCUGGGGGAGAUGACAAACUGAUUAUGGUGUGGAAGCGGGCUACGUACAUUGGCCCCAGCACUGUGUUUGGCUCCAGUGGUAAGCUUGCCAACGUGGAGCAGUGGCGUUGUGUCUCCAUCCUCCGGAGUCACUCAGGCGAACUCCCCACGUUCUGCUGUUUAUCCUGGUGAACUGAAUCACUACCUUCAUCAGUGGAUCACUAAGUCCAUGUGAUGGACGUCGCAUGGUCUCCCCAUGACGCCUGGCUGGCCUCGUGCAGUGUGGACAACACUGUCGUCAUUUGGAACGCUGUCAAGUUCCCAGAAAUUCUGGCUACUCUGAGAGGUCACUCUGGCUUAGUAAAGGGACUAACUUGGGACCCUGUUGGUAAAUACAUUGCCUCUCAAGCUGACGACCGCAGCCUGAAGGUGUGGAGGACACUGGACUGGCAGUUGGAGACCAGCAUCACCAAGCCUUUCGAUGAGUGUGGGGGGACAACCCAUGUGCUGCGGCUCAGCUGGUCACCUGAUGGGCACUACCUGGUGUCUGCCCACGCCAUGAACAACUCCGGCCCCACCGCCCAGAUCAUCGAGAGGGAGGGCUGGAAGACCAACAUGGACUUUGUCGGCCACCGGAAGGCUGUGACCGUUGUGAAAUUCAACCCAAAAAUCUUCAAAAAGAAACAGAAGAAUGGGAGCUCCGCGAAGCCCAGCUGCCCCUACUGCUGCUGUGCGGUGGGCAGCAAGGACCGCUCCCUGUCCGUCUGGCUCACAUGUUUGAAACGGCCUCUGGUUGUCAUCCAUGAGCUGUUUGACAAGUCCAUCAUGGAUAUUUCCUGGACUCUGAAUGGGCUGGGCAUCCUGGUGUGCUCCAUGGAUGGCUCAGUGGCGUUCCUAGAUUUCUCCCAGGACGAGCUUGGAGACCCACUGAGCGAGGAGGAAAAGAGCCGUAUUCACCAAUCCACCUAUGGCAAGAGUUUGGCCAUCAUGACUGAGGCCCAGCUCUCCACAGCUGUUAUCGAGAACCCUGAGAUGCUCAAGUACCAGCGCAGGCAGCACCAGCAACCAGACCAGAAGGGCACCUCGGCGAGAGAGACAGGCGCUGCUGCCUCGGUCGCUGGCGUUGUCAAUGGGGAGAGUCUGGAGGACAUCAGGAAGAAUCUUUUGAAGAAACAAGUUGAGACUCGGACGGCAGAUGGUCGGAGAAGAAUCACACCUCUCUGCAUAGCACAGCUGGACACCGGGGACUUCUCCACGGCAUUCUUCAAUAGCAUCCCACUCUCGGGCUCCCUGGCAGGCACCAUGCUCUCCUCUCAUAGUGAUGCGCAGCUGCUGCCCCUGGACCCCAGUACCCCCAACUCCUUUGGCGCCUCGAAGCCUUCCACAGAGCCUGUGGCAGCAGCUGGUGCCAGGCCUGUGGGUGACUCUGUCAGUAAGGACAGUGUGAACACCACCUCUGUUCCUGCUGCGUCAUCACCCUCCGUGUUAACAACCCCAUCCAAGAUCGAACCCAUGAAAGCGUUUGACUCCCGAUUCACGGAGCGGUCCAAGGCCACACCAGGUGCUCCUGCCCUGGCCAGUGUGACUGCGACGUCCGUGGAAAGGUUGAAAGAGCAGAGCCUCGUGAAAGAGCCGAGGCCCCGGGACCUGCUGGAGAGCAGCAGUGACAGCGACGAGAAGGUCCCUGUGGCCAAACCCUCCUCGCUGUCCAAGCGAAAACUGGAGCUUGAGGUGGAGACAGUGGAGAAGAAGAAGAAAGGGCGGCCUCGGAAGGACUCCCGGCUCCUGCCUGUGUCUCUGUCUGUCCAGUCGCCAGCUGCCCUGACUGCAGAGAAGGACGCUGUGUGCUUGUCUGUACCAGCACCUGCGCUGAGGCUGCCCAUGCCGGGCCCCCAGAGAGCAUUCACCCUGCAGGUGAGCUCCGACCCCUCCAUGUACAUCGAGGUGGAGAACGAAGUGACCACAGUUGGGGGGGUGAAGCUGAGCCGCUUGAAGUGUAACCGGGAAGGGAAGGAGUGGGAGACGGUGCUCACCAGCCGGAUCCUCACCGCCGCCGGCAGCUGUGAUGUGGUGUGUGUUGCCUGUGAAAAGAGGAUGCUGUCAGUGUUCUCCACCUGUGGUCGCCGCCUCCUCCCUCCCAUCCUCCUGCCGUCCCCUGUCUCCACUUUGCACUGCACGGGCUCCUACGUCAUGGCACUCACUGCUGCGGCCACACUGUCCGUCUGGGAUGUUCACAGGCAGGUGGUUGUGGUGAAAGAAGAGUCUCUCCACUCCAUCCUGGCAGGAAGUGAUAUGACAGUGUCACAGAUCUUGCUGACGCAGCACGGAAUCCCAGUGAUGAACCUGUCCGAUGGGAAAGUGUAUUGCUUUGAUCCGUCACUUUCCACAUGGAACCUCGUUUCUGACAAGCAGGACUCCCUGGCCCAGUGUGCGGACUUCAGGAGCAGCCUGCCUCCCCAGGAUGCCAUGCUGUGCUCGGGACCCUUAGCCAUAGUCCAGGGUCGCGCCUCCACCUCAGGAAGGCAGGCAGCCCGGCUCUUCUCCGUGCCUCAUGCAGUGCAGCGGGAGACCACCUUGGCCUACCUGGAGAGUCAGGUCGCAGCAGCACUCACCCUGCGGUCCAGCCACGAGUACCGCCACUGGCUCCUCCUCUAUGCGAGGUACCUCGUGAAUGAAGGGUUUGAAUACCGACUCCGAGAAAUAUGCAAGGACUUACUGGGUCCGGUUCACUACUCCACUGGAAGCCAGUGGGAGUCAACGGUAGUGGGUCUGCGGAAGAGGGAGCUGCUGAAGGAGCUGCUGCCGGUCAUUGGGCAGAAUCUCCGCUUCCAGCGCCUCUUCACCGAGUGUCAGGAACAGCUUGACAUCCUGAGGGACAAGUAGCCUGCUGAGGUCUGCCCUGGCUGCAGCAAGGGCAGGGCCAUGCCCUCGCCACUGGCAACGCACGGGGCCUCCUCUCACCUCAUCUGCAAGUUACAGUAAGACGAGGAGACACUGGCAGGAGGUGGGCAGUCCAGCACCAGUGCUGGUCCCGCUUCCUGGGCGGACCUCCCCUGUGUCCUGGGCCUGGUGCUCCCUCAGAAGGGGGCACCUCUGCCCGCAAUUCACCCCUCCCUCCAGGAACCCCAUAUGGAGCUGGGGCUGGCACCCUGCCCUGCUGCCCGGGGUCAGUGAGGCACUCCCGGGCCUGCCGUGACGAGCACGGUCCCAAGGUGGACUCUGACUGGCCUCUGCCACUGCAGUUGCCGUGCUGCUUCAGCUAUGACAAGUGAGCCACUUGCGAAAGCGAGAACCCUGAAACGUAGUGUAUUAUGCAGUCAGGAGACUGACGCAAGACCUUUGUAAAAGGAAAGGCUAUUCCGACACACGGACUAUUUUUGUACUAGAAUUUGCUAACUUGUAAUAUGGAAUUUUCUUUUUGGUCAAUAAUCAGGAUUUCCCUAUAAGUCACUUGGACAUUGGUCACUUGUAGGAAAUUUAAACUCUAAUUAUGACAGCUACAUUGAAACAUAAUUGUACUGAAAUUAACUUGUCUAUCUUCAUUUGGUUUUAAUUUUUAAAUGUUUGUAAAAAGAGUCUUUUUUGGGGGAUGGGGCAGGGGGUGGGCGAUUUCUUUUGUAAGUAUAAAAUAAAUGAACACACGUUGGAUACCAAAUCACCCUGGCUGCCCCUGCCUUUUCCUUCUAACUGCACCUUCCUCCUGCAAUGGUGGAUCCCUCUCCUGAAAUGGGCCGUGAAAGAAGAUCGGAACCAGAAGGGGUCUUUGAUGUCAUCUAAUAUCCCUGGCCUCUCCACACAGAAAUUCUCUUCACGAUGUGGAGGUCACUUCCCUGGAUAUGUAGGAUCUCGGGCUGCACUGGGACCAGCAGGCAGGCCACCUGGUGCGUGUCUUUUCCCAGGCCAGGUGUCGAGGUCCUGGGUUCCGGCUGCCCUGAUCCCCAGGUCCUGAUCAUGCUCGGCACCAAGGACUGCAGCUGACGUGCCAAUUUCAUGGAAGGAAAUCAACAGGUAAAGAUGUGAGUUUUCUGAAGAAUUAUCUAGGAGCCUGAUUUCUUACCACAAGAGAAGAGAUAACUAGAAUCACGGAAUCUUCAAGCAUGGUGAGGGCUGAGCAUCUUCACUGCUGGGUCCUCAACCUCACUGUUGCCUCCCUGCCGGCCGUGUGGGAUCCUGAGUCUGGGGAAGGAGGCCUGGACUUGGAAUUGGGACAUCUGGGUGACUCUGGCCACUGACAUCCCUGUAUGGCUGCUUCUUUGCCUAAUGGCCAUUUUAGCUUCCUGUCUGUUUAAUGUCAAAUGCCUGGAUAAGAUCCGGGCACACAUAAGUGCCAGACAAGCCAAUGCAUGGAGUGCAUGUGGGCAUGGGUGCCUCAAAAGCCAAGCUGUAGUGUGAGCUUUUCUUUAAGGAAUGAGGAACCAGAGAUGCUGUGCAAGUCAGGCAGUUACCCUGGCAACCCUGCAGAGAGGCAUUGAGAACUCUGGGGAGCAGCAGCAAACAGCCUCAGGACUGACAGAGCUGUCUUAUGUCUAAACCAGCACAAAUCUGGGCCUGUCAAAUGGAAAUGAGGUUAAGAAAACCUGUGUGGCUGUGAGGACUAACAGGUCAUGUAAGCAAAGUCCUGGCUCAUAGCCAAUGCUUCUUUGAAGAAAACUCUCAACAAUCAGUGUUUUUACUAUUUGGAGAGGAGAGGAAGACAAAAAGCAGAAAGACUGGUCAGGGACUUCAUACUUCCAGCCAAGAUGGGAUCACAGGGAGCAAACUGACCCCCUUGCUGAACAACCAAAGGAACCAAUCAAAAUACAUGAAGCAGAGGUCUCAAGACAUCGCAUAUCAGAAAAUAAAGGACAAUGAUCCCCGGGAGAUGGAAAACAAACAAGAUGAGCCCUGUGACUGCCCCAGCGUACUACUGCAGAGAGAGUUUCUAGGCUGCAGCAAAGGGGGGAGAAGCUGUGGCAGAGCCCAGCAAACUGGUGUUGCAGAAAUGAAUCUGAGAAGCCGGGAGAGCAAGACAGAGUUCACAGGGCAAAGUACCAGAAAGAAGAACCCUCCAAGGAGAGAGGAUCUUGGAGGCUCUGCAGAGGGGGCACCUUUGUAUAUUCUACUAAGUACUGAUAAGUGCAUGCACAUGAGGAAACAAGCAAGAUUGGACAACAAACCAUAUGAAAAGAUUAAAGUGAAAAUUGCCCAGUUAUCACCCAGGGAUAGGAAUAGUGCCUAUUCCCACCAAACAGACUAGAAAAACUUGUAACACAAAGAUUUGGGGUAGAGUACUCAGGAAGUAUUGCCUCAGUAUUGGAGAGUAGUCAGAGCACUGUUGCAGAUCCAUCUAACAAAAAUGAAAAAGCAAGACCUGAAAGGAUUAAACUGUUUCCAAGUAAUUAAUUUCAUUGCAAACCAAAGUUCAAGAGGAUUUAAAAGAAUACGAAAGUAUGCAACAUCCAAUGUUUGGCAUCCAAACAAAAGAUUACCAGGCAUACAAAGAAGCAGGAAUAUGAUCCAAAAUGAGGAACAAUCAAUCUUGACUGAUCAAUCAAAACUGACCCAGAAUUUACACAGAUAUUAGAGUUGGCAGAGAAGAACAUUAAAAUAGUUAUAACACUACCUUUCAUGUUCAAAAGUGGCUACAUAGAAGACCAUAACAAGAAAGUCACAUCAAAUUUCUAGAGGUGGAAACUAUAACAUGGAGAUGAAAACAUGCAAAGGGGAAUAGGAUGAAUGGCAGAUUAGACACUGCAGAAGAAAAGAUUAGUGAACUUGAAUGCAUAGAAAUAAAAAUAUCCCCAAAAAAAAAAAA
Molecule: messenger RNA, 6140 nt
Organism: Manis pentadactyla (Chinese pangolin)
Lineage: Eukaryota; Metazoa; Chordata; Mammalia; Pholidota; Manidae
Product: protein HIRA
Exons: 24
Coding region: 581-3229 (882 amino acids)
Biological process (GO): regulation of DNA-templated transcription; chromatin remodeling; DNA-templated transcription
Cellular component (GO): HIR complex; nucleus
Molecular function (GO): nucleosome binding; protein binding
Source: RefSeq, a predicted model, not a curated record